AUGGAGGACUCCCGGGAGACGUCACCCUCCUCCAACAACUCCUCCGAAGAGCUCAGCUCUGCCCUGCAGCUGUCCAAGGGCAUGUCGAUCUUCCUCGACAUACUGAGGAGAGCAGAUAAAAAUGAUGAUGGAAAAUUGUCCUUUGAAGAAUUCAAAGCAUAUUUUGCAGAUGGUGUUCUGAGUGGAGAAGAAUUACAUGAGCUCUUCCAUACCAUUGAUACACAUAAUACCAACAAUCUUGACACAGAAGAACUCUGUGAAUAUUUUUCCCAGCACUUGGGCGAAUAUGAGAAUGUGCUAGCAGCACUUGAAGACCUAAAUCUUUCCAUCCUGAAGGCAAUGGGCAAAACAAAAAAAGACUACCAAGAGGCCUCCAAUUUGGAACAAUUUGUAACUCGAUUUUUAUUGAAGGAGACCUUGAAUCAGCUGCAGUCUCUCCAGAAUUCUCUGGAAUGUGCCAUGGAAACUACUGAGGAGCAAACCCGUCAAGAAAGGCAAAGGCCGACCAAGCCAGAAGUCCUGUUGAUUCAGUGGCCUGGAAAGCGAUCAAGCCGCCGAGUCCAGAGACACAAUAGCUUCUCACCUAAAAGCCCUCAGUUUAGUGCCUGUGGUCCAGGCUUAUUAGAAGAAGAUAACCAGUGGAUGACCCAGAUCAAUAGACUCCAAAAAUUAAUUGAUCGACUGGAAAAGAAGGAUCUCAAACUUGAACCACAGGAAGAAGAAGUUAUUGAAGGGAAUACUAAAUCUCACAUCAUGCUUGUCCAACGUCAGAUGUCUGUGAUAGAAGAGGACUUGGAAGAGUUCCAGCUUGCUCUGAAGCACUAUGUGGAGAGCGCUUCCUCCCAGAGUGGAUGUUUGCGUAUUUCCAUACAGAAGCUUUCCAAUGAAUCUCGGUACAUAAUUUAUGAGUUUUGGGAGAACAGCAGUGUGUGGAAUAGCCACCUUCAGACGAAUUAUAGCAAGACAUUCCAAAGAAGCAACGUGGAUUUCUUGGAAACUCCAGAACUCACAUCUACUAUGCUAGUUCCUGCUUCAUGGUGGAUCCUGAACAACUAGAUGUUCCUAGACAUUUUCUUUAUGGUUCUAAGUGCAAAACAAGUAUUCUUAUCUAAAAUGUGAAUUAGAAAAUUCUCUGCAGUUACUAAUCUACUCUAUACUUUUAAUAUAUUUAAGAUGUGCACUCUUCUAAAAUGUCUUCUAUAUCUUUCAUGUGAAGCUUAGCUAAAUUUUUGAAGUUAACUAUUCUCAAUUUUUGCUGUUUUGCUACAUUGUAACCUAAAACCCUUUAGUGGCAAAAUCCUAAUAUGUAAAAAAAAGUACACAUAAAGGAAAAAAAUUGUGAAAAAGAAAUGAUAAAAAAUAAUUGAAGUGGAAACUUUUAGAGUAUCACUGCAUAGGCUAUAGCUUUUGUAGAUUUGUCAUAAACUAUCAAGAUUAAAUCAGUGUUUUGUCAUUUUUAAGUAACUGAUUUUCUGUGAAUGAACUUUAUUCUUUGGUAGUGCUCACUCCAUUCCCAACUCAUGAUCUUAUGAGUAUUCACUUUACUGAAAAAGCUAGUAUGUGACCCAAAAUGGUGUCCUUAUGUGCAGAGAGAGCGACAGCAAGUGCACAGAGAAAAGGCCACAUGAGGUCACAGAAAGAAGGUGCCAACAGCCAGCCAGGAGAGGCCUCAGAAGAAAUCAACCUUGCUAGCACCUUAAUCUUGGACUUCCAGUCUCUAGAACUGUAAGAAAACACUUUUCUGUUGUUUAAGCUAAAAAAAAAAAAAUGUUAAUACAUGAGCAUACAACAGUCUUGGCUGUAAUCUAUAGACUCUAUAUACCUAUCAGGUUAUAA
Mirounga angustirostris (Northern elephant seal) is the source of this 1836-nucleotide messenger RNA. RefSeq names its product N-terminal EF-hand calcium binding protein 1 (gene NECAB1). The transcript is spliced from 13 exons. Gene Ontology annotation, biological process: regulation of amyloid precursor protein biosynthetic process. Lineage: Eukaryota; Metazoa; Chordata; Mammalia; Carnivora; Phocidae. The coding region runs from base 1 to 1056 and encodes 351 amino acids. The record is from RefSeq and is a predicted model, not a curated record. Gene Ontology annotation, molecular function: calcium ion binding. Gene Ontology annotation, cellular component: cytoplasm.